Colletotrichum aenigma is the source of this 210-nucleotide messenger RNA. RefSeq lists its product as uncharacterized. The coding region runs from base 1 to 210 and encodes 69 amino acids. Lineage: Eukaryota; Fungi; Ascomycota; Sordariomycetes; Glomerellales; Glomerellaceae. The record is from RefSeq and is a predicted model, not a curated record. The transcript is spliced from 2 exons.
AUGCUUGCUGCUGCGGUAUCGUUGUUGAUUCAGCGCGCCAACUCUAAGAGACUGGACUGGACCUUGGACCGGAGGUCACAGGAGGCAAGGUACCUGACGCAGAAGCAAAACAUUCUGGCUCCCUUUAUUCGAAAGCCAGAUACGAAGGCCUCCUGGUCCGGCAGAUACAUAUUGAGCUGCUCGUCCCCCACAUCCUGCCACAACCUCUGA